AUUUUAUCUGUCGCUGUGAAACUCUGAUCGCUGCAGACUACUUGUCACCUGCAGCCCAUUAUAUUUAUCUUUACGGGGUAAUCCUGGAAAGAAAAUGGACAUGGAGAUGGAUUAGAAGGAGCAGAGAAACCAUUGUUUCCCCAAUCAGUCCUUUUAUCAACAGCUUAAUUUUGGUUCACCAAACAGAUUGUCUUCAAAACUGGCUGAACAAUCAGAGCACAGACAUUAAGUCUUUUUUUCUUUUUUCAUGGAGCAAAACAAACAAACCAAAACAAAUUCUGAAUGGAGGAGCAGCUGACCUCAGAAUUACUGAAUUCAUGAUGAAUCCUCAGUUCUAGUAUUCUGAUGCAUUUUAGGAGUAAGCAAAACUAUCAACAAAAGAAACAAGAACGUUCCUUCUCAAUUGCGGUUUUGUGAAUAAUCAAGAGAAAGAAACUGAUUUUCCUGCCUUCAGAGGCUGGAUCUGGCUUUAAUGUAUAAGAAAUAACACAGAACACUUGAAUAAAGCAUCUCUAACUGAGUACUUUAGAGCUCUGAAUAUAAACCAGUCUUUGGAAUGACCUUUCCAGAGUGAAAUGUUAUUCCUCACAUGCACCUAACAGCGGGAAGCCAAUAUAUACACAGUUCCCCUUCACGUCACUGUAGAGUUAUGAUCUCCAAGAUAAAGGGCAGAUCCUUUUCUCCAAGAGAAAAAUAAUCUGCAGGCUGGAGAUUGGGAUGCAGACAAAAAGCAUGUUUUGGUGACCAAAAUAGCAGAGGAGGAAGAGCAAAGUCUGGGAAAGAAAAAAAAGGAGCAUUAGAGAGAUGCAAAUAGAGAAGACUGAACUGUUUCUCAUCCCUCUUUGCCAGAUUUUUAACAGAGCACAACAAACUUGUGCAAUUUUCGUGGCAGUUGUCCACGGGAACCCGUCCAAGGCACAUUGGAGCUGACCCUCCUGGGAGGUCCUGUUAGAUAGAGAAUAAUACUUCAUGAAGACCAAAGUAAGAGCGCACUUCUUCCGUCAAUUUUCAGCUGACUACAGAGCAACAUUUGGAAGGAUUAUUGCUGAAAGCGGAGCCAUGACCGGAAGCAGCAACCUAGAAAGCUGAACUACUCCCCUCCUUGUCCUUACUUGUGUGUUUUCUUGUAUUUCCAAACGUGUUCACUGCCUGCCAGUGGGGAGUAAAACUUCCACCGUCCAACUGGACCGGCGGUUUCAUCUUAUCAGGGGAGAGGAUUGAGCUGACUGGAACCAAACAGUCACAUUUCCCCCUGCUGAGGGCUUUUGUUUCUGCUGCAGCAGAAGCAUUUAACCGUGGGUGGAAAUGGAGAUGGAGAAAGGACAUACGUCUGUCAGGAGAGGGGUGAGCUGGAGUCCAGGAGGAUUGAGAAAACCUCUCCAGGCAACGCAAGACAUGCACACUCCUGGGACGGAGUGCAAUGCAUCAUGGGUGAAGACAGGAUUCAACAAAGAACAGAUGAGCCGGAAAACAAAUCUGACCCGGAGCGCCAGUUUAUCAGAGAAGGAGCUCAAAGAAGCUCGAGUCAGGAGUCAGAUCAUCGCUGCUCAGCUCACCAUCCCCUCCAGCUCCAGCUCCAGAGGCGUGCAGCUCUUCAACCGCCGCAAGCAGAGAGUCAACGCCUUCACGCUCGAAAGCUGUGGAGAGGGGUCAGAGGAGGACAGAUCGGAGAAUGUGAAAACCGACUCCUCUAACAAACCAACAUGGGCAGAGAGGAGCAGUGAGGAAAAAGAUAGAGAUCGCAACUUAAAGAACAGCUCUACCAAGCCACUCUUCUCACCACCUGUAAGGGUACCUGCUGUGGGUGAUAUCAUGGAGGAACCAAGUAAAGAUUUCAACAAAGAAGAGGACAUGGAGGACAGUGUUAUCCAAGAAAGACACUUCCUCCCUGUCAAGGAAGAGCCGGAGGAAGAGGAAGAGAAAGAGGCAAGAGAUAAAAUCCAUGAGGACAAAGUCAAGGAUGAGAUUCCCCCAGGAAGUAAUGAUACUGAUCCAGUCAUGAUGGAAGAUGUUGAGGGCGAAGCAGGGAUAAAUGGGGGCCACGCAGGGCCAGCCCCCCGUGGACCGCUUAUUAAUGGGUGCCACAGUGCCUCUGGACCUGAGAAGGUGUCUGUGGCCACAUCCAAGCAGACAAGCACCAUCAUCAACCGAACUGCCAGGCCCUUUUUCUCCCCACCAACAGUGCAGUCUCCAGAAGCAACCAGCCCCGUCAUGGACAUCCCCCCUCCUCCUUCUUACACCACUCCUCCUCUCCCUGCUUUCACUGCUCCUCAACCUGCGGCGUUCUCACCUCCACCUCCGCCUCCAUCGUAUCCCACGCCUCCUUUACCGGGCUUCACAAACCAACCCCCACAGGCCUACUACUCCAGUCCACCUCCGAUGUCUCCUGUGAUGUCACCCUCCUCCCCUCCACCAUCCCAGUUCCCUGUUUCCUCUGUAUCUCACUACCCACCCAUGCCUCAAUAUGGACCUCCUACAGCUCCAAAGCCCUCCAGCUUUGUUACUCAGCCCUCCGGAGAAAGGAAGCCAAUAACACCAAUCAAAACAGGAAUACUUGAGGAGGGAGCUGCCAGGAGGGCAAGUAGGAAGUCAAUGUUCACAUUCAAAGAGAAGCCAGUGGUAUCUCCGAACCCUGAGCUGCUCUCUCUGGUGCAAGGGGCAGAUGAAAGGAAGAAACACGGACAUAGAUCUGUGCCCGAGCCAACAUCUGAGGAAGAGUUACUGGCUCUGGGUGCAGAGGCCUCCAACUUCCUCGCUGAGGAAGAGGACAGAGCACAGGAGGCUAAAGCUCCAGAGUGGGCCUCCUGCCUUAAGAGCUCCAGGACCCGACCGAGGGCAGAGCACAGGCCAGUACAGACCCUUACCAAUGUUUCAGGAAAGGGGGCCGAGCUGUUUGCCAAGCGUCAGUCCAGGAUGGAGAAAUAUGUCACUGAGAAUCAGAAUGCUGGACAAAUGAGGUCUCCUUCUCCCACCAUGUCUCUGCCACCAUCUUGGGUUUACCCAUCCAACAUGCCUGGCAGGGUCAAGGCCAUUGCUAAAAACUCUGACAUGAGCGCUCAGCUUUCACAAAACCUUAAGGCCCAACAAGCAAUAAAGCAAAAACCGAAACAAAAAGCCCCAGCACCACAGCCAGCUCCAGAGCCGCCUCCUUUAGAGAAUGGAUGCUCCAAGAUAGAGAUGGACCUAUCAAGGCAUCGGCCCUACCAGCUUAACUCAUCCCUCUUCACCUUUAACCCAGUCAAGGACCCCCUUAGUACACUACCUAGAGGAGCACCACAGGCCAAGAACCUAAUGCCCACCCAAACUUUCUCCAGACAGGCUUCCUUACCCAACCCACCCUCUCAUUUCAGCACCCAGUGCAUGUCUCCUCUGCUGCCUCUCAGCCCCACAGGAGGCACAGAAUAUCAAUCAAAUCCAGCCUCUGGGCAGCCAAGGAUCAGCUCUCCUAUGUCUGCCUUUUCUCCAGAGCGAGUGUCCUCUCCCCGGUCGGGAAUCCAGGCACCAAGGCCCACAUUUUCUGCCAAGAAGGCAGGGAUUGCACCACAGACAUCAAAGGACUCCACCCCACCUGAAACCUCUAGUGAGAUUCCCACUCCAACCAGGACGCCCAGUCUCACCAGACGUUUCAGCAGCCCAGAGGGCCCCAACACUGGAACUUGGACUCGCAGCCUCCAAACUAAUCGCCCGUUCACCACCACCUCUAGUUCCAUCCGCUCAGUCACUUCCCCUGUCUCUUCUCCCCGGGGUACGAGAUGCCAAUCCCCUAUGACCAGUCAAAAUAUCCAGUUUUCCAAUGUUACCUCCAGUGCAACAUCCAGACCCUCCCGAACACCUACAGUCACAACUCCAGUCUCACCUCCUUGGGGUUCAAGAUGUCAGUCCCCAAUGGUAAGCCAAAAUACUUCCAAUGUCAUCUCCACUUCUACAUCCAGACCCACUCACACACCUACAGCCACAACUCCAGUCUCGUCUCCUUGGGGUUCAAGAUGCCAGUCCCUGCUGAGCCAAAAUGCCCAGUCCUCCACUACUUCCCCUCCUUGGGGAUCAAGAUGUCAGUCCCCAAUAGUAGGCCAGAAUACUUCCUCUGUUGUUUCUAGCUCCACACCCAGACCCUCCCAAACACCUACAGCCACAUCUCCUGUCUCUCCUUGGGGUUCCCGUUCCCAGUCUCCUGCACUCUCUCAGGCCAGUUUAUCAUUCUCCGCCACCAAACCUCUGUAUACAUCCUCUGCCACCUCUCCUAUUCCCCCAACCAAAGACAGUCGUUGCAUGUCCCCAAUUGUUAAUAACUUAGACUCUAAGGCCAACCAUCGCCUCCUGGCCAAGAACAUCAUCAAUGCAGCCAAACGUAAAAACAGCCCCUCCCCUGGUACAGUGAGUGGUCACAGCCUGCCCAUCUCACCUCUGGGAAAUUCCCAUCAUGCCUAUGACUGUCAAAAACCACCCAUCAGCCCCUUCCAGCCGCGGGCAUUGGGGGCCCAGUCCCCUACCUUCGCCAGCCCUCCUCCUACCCCGACACAGAGAAUCUGCUCCCCCGUGAGGCUUUACAACACUCGCUCCCUCACCGACUCUGAUGCCUCUGUUGAGUCUGAAGACUCGGGCCUCAGAUCGCCUGGCCUGCACUCCUACAACACCUGUCCCCGUGGCUGGGGUGGCAGCCUGAGGGUGAAGAGAAGCACCCUCUCCACAGACCUGUGAGGGUGUUACUGGAUGUCAGUUGAAGCAUCAUUUCUGUUUUCAUAGACUUUUGUGCCAUUGGAUCAACCUAUAAAAGAUUUUCUGAUGAAGUUUCAUCAGACUAAUGUUAGACAAGUUACCUUUCUGCAACUCUGAUUUCUGAUCCUAGGCGAUGGUAAAUGUUGUAUCAAAGUAGCAUUAUUGUUUUAUAUGACUUGCAUUCAUAGUACGGACUGACAAGAACAAGCUUUUUACAUAACGCAAAUGCUGUGGCUUGUACGCUUCUUACAUACCAAAAAGUGCAAAGACUCAAAAUAACCAAAGAUAUCUGAAUGUUAUACUUUGUACAUCUUCACAACAAACAUACCUUCACAGUCACUAUUACAGUUAAAUAGUGUUAAUGUAAAGUGGAAUGGGGUUUGAAUGUUAUUGAUGGAUUAUAAUUAUAUUUGCUGGUCUUACACAAGGAAAAGUGGGAAGAGACUUUAGGUUUUAGGGCAUAGAAGGGACACAACAGUGUGAAUACAGUGUAAAUACAGAUCUUCUUGGACUAUACAGUACUUGUUGCGGCAUUCUCCUAUUUCUGUAUUAAUAAAGGAUCAAAUUUAACUAUACAGUGAAUUCAUAAUGAAUAUUGAUUUAGACAAUAAUAGGUCAAAUGAGUUUUCAUUUUUUUUAAUGAUAAAAACACAGUGGUAGCUAGUACACAUGGUAUUCACAUUAUCAUACACAGUCAAAGUAUUCACCACAGUUUAUCAUUUUAAUCAAUGGAAAAUAAAUAACAUGCAUCACUAUCAAGAGUGCAAUAAUCAGUUUAACAUAAUGUAUAUAUGUUGCUUUGUGUACUGCAUUUUCUAAAAUGAAUGUAAGGUUUACAGACAGACUGACAAAGAAUGACAGAAAAAAAGGCAGUGUCGAGUAUGAAGAGUUACGUGAGGGUAAUGUUGGACAUAGACGCACCUGUUCAAUCACUGUUUCCACUGUUUCAGGAAAAAAGAUUUCAAACUUUUUUUUUUUGAUGAUAUUAAACAUUGAUUAUGAACAAUGUAAUUAACAAAUGAGACCUGAAGACCUGUGCAAAAAGAAUGGCAUAUUGAUUGUAAUUAUCAUUAAUAGAGAUUGAUGUAUGUAUGCCUAAUUUUGUAGCUUUUACUGAUCACAAACAGUUGUUGUUUUUCAUUUUGGUAAAGUCUUUCAUGAGGAACAGAUUAACCUAUUUUGUGCCUGUACUUAGUGUGCAAAGUUCCUGUUUCAGUGAGGUUUAGAAGCAAAAUUGUAUGUUACACAACUAGAGAAGGUACAACAAGAUGUUAUUGUUAAACUUUCAUGGGGAAAAAAAGGAUACAGGAAUGUUGAGAGUUGUGAAAUAUUGUGUUUAUGAGAAAAGGAUCAGAGGAAAGAUAUGUAUUUUAAAUACAUAUGAAACUUUAAUGUACAUUAUCUGUAACUUCUGAAGUUUUUUUUUUUUUACUUGAUUUGCACUUCUAUUCAUUCCAUUUCAGCAGCUAAGUUUGCCUUGUUUAAAACUUGAUUUGCUCCAACAGGUGUCAUUCACAAUAAAACCAGCAAAUAAAUAUUCUACUGUAAAUAUCAGCCUGCACAGUGCAACAUGUUGACAUGAGGGUGGCAACUGGCUGUAAGACUGACUGCUGCCUUCAAACCACAGCCAGCUUUCUGUUGCAACUGUGGGAUAACUGAAAGUCAAUUUACACCAUUCCCACCUUGCCCAGUCCUGUACCAGCACACACAACAGAUCAUUCCUUCAUUCCUGACAUGCAGGCCAAAAGCGUCAGCACAUUUCUAAAUAUUUGCUGCAGUGUGUCUUUGGAGUGACAGGGGCACCUGCUACACGGUGACCUGGCUCCUUUAGCAGGAUUAAGCCUAUCACUGUCAUGGAUUGGUUUCAACCUGUUUCACCUCUGCACAGACUGAACACUGACAACAUCCAUACACAGAGAAGAAUCAUUACAUCUUUGAGGCUUGCAAACUGUUUUUUUUUUUCAUUCUAUGAUGACAUUCCUGCAUUUUAUCAUUACAGUUCAAGUUGUAUUUCAUAACUAUAUGAUUUCUGAAACUGAGUGCAAAAUAAAAAGUGAUGACACAGCAAUUUAAA
Messenger RNA from Toxotes jaculatrix (banded archerfish), 6790 nucleotides. RefSeq names its product synaptopodin. Gene Ontology annotation, biological process: positive regulation of actin filament bundle assembly. Bases 1306 to 4698 code for a protein of 1130 amino acids. Lineage: Eukaryota; Metazoa; Chordata; Actinopteri; Toxotidae. The transcript has 4 exons. The record is from RefSeq and is a predicted model, not a curated record. Gene Ontology annotation, molecular function: actin binding. Gene Ontology annotation, cellular component: nucleus; Z disc; actin cytoskeleton.